Molecule: messenger RNA, 552 nt
Organism: Eimeria mitis
Lineage: Eukaryota; Apicomplexa; Conoidasida; Eucoccidiorida; Eimeriidae
Exons: 3
Coding region: 1-552 (183 amino acids)
Source: RefSeq, a predicted model, not a curated record
AUGCGUACCAGCAGCAACAGCAGCAGCAACAGCAGCAGCAGCAGCAGCAGCAAGAACAACGACAACAUCAUCACCAUCAGCAGCAGCAGCAGCAUCAACAUCAUCGGCAGCAGCAGCAGCAUCAGCACCAUCAUCAUCAUCAGCAGCCGCAACAUUACCAUCAGCAGCAGCAGCAGCAAAAGCAGCAGCAGCAGCACCAUCAUCAUCAGCAGCAGCACCAUCAUCAUCAUCAGCAGCACCAUCAUAGCAGCAGCAGCAGCAGCAGCAGCAGCAGCAGCAGCAGCAGCAGCAGCAGCAGGAUACCAGGUGUAUGGUAAGCCAGGGUUUAGGGUUCAACAACAACAACAGCAACAACAACAGCAGCAGCAACAGCAGCAGCAGCAGCAGCACCAGCAGCAGCAGCAAGCCCAGCAACAGGAGCAGCAGCAGCAGCAUCAUCAUGAUCACAAGCAAGCCCACCAAGAGCACCAGCACCAGCACCAGCAGCAGCAGCACCAGCAGCAGCCGCAGCAGCAGCACCAGCAGCAGCCGCAGCAGCAGCACCAGGAGUGA